GGAGGGGAAGAGGGGGAGGGGAAAGGACGAGAGUGCGAGAGAGAUAGAGAUAGAUAGAGAUAGAGCGAAAGAAGGAAGGGACACGGACUAGCCCUGCCCAUAUGAAAGAGAGUAAAAGAGAUAGGAGAUAUAUAGUGGUAGAAAGAAAGAGAGAAAGCUAGACUGCUUUCCAUCCCCCAGAACGCAUCCUACGAAAGCCGGAGCUGUGUUAGCUCUUCAUCGUGGGUUCAGUCUCUCUAAAUGUGGCAUAUCAACGUGGUUACUUAUAUUCGCGCUCUCGAUCCAAACCGGGAAAAAUUUAGGAUGAAGGCGAUUGUCGCAACGUGAAAUUUACCGACGCUACGAACGCGUCGCGUCGUCGUCGUCGUCGUCGUCGUCGUCGGUCGUGUUGUCGUCGUCGUGUUGUCGUCGUGGUCGUGUGUCGUCGUCCGUCGUGUACCAAAAUACACAUACAUAUACACACACACAUAUACAUACAUACAUACGUACGUACAUAUAUACGAUCUUUCGUUCGUGUCGUCAUCGUCGUCGUUCGUUCUCUUUACAAAGAGAUUUUUUUUCUUUUACUUUAAAAAUCUUGUUUGGCUGGAUGGUACGUAUUGUUAUACGUAAAGAAGGAAUGUUACGUGUAUGUAUAUAUAUGUGUGUGUGUGUGCGUGCGCGUGUAUGUUUACCAUGUAAAAAGCACACGUAACAUAAGAGGGAGGGAGGGAGAGAGAGAGGGAGAGAACCGGAAAAAAUAGAGAUCGUGUUCGACCAGGAAGAAGACUCGCUCGUUUGAUCGGUGCACAUCCAAAAUUAGAAUGGCGAACGCGUCGCAACAGUAUUGUCUCCGUUGGAACAACCACCGAUCGAACUUGCUUACUGUCUUCGACGAACUACUGCAAAAUGAGGCAUUCACCGACGUUACCUUGGCUGUGGACGGUGGUCUCUCUGUAAAGUGCCACAAAAUGGUCCUAGCAGCCUGUUCAUCGUAUUUCCAGACACUUUUUAUCGAUCUACCAUGUAAACAUCCGAUCGUUGUACUCAAAGAUGUGAAAUAUUGUGAGAUCAAGGCGAUAUUAGAGUACAUGUACCGUGGCGAGGUAAAUGUCGCUCAGGAACAACUCGGCGGUUUAUUAAAAGUUGCUGAAGUCUUAAAAGUGAAGGGUCUUGUUGAGGAAAACGGUUCGUCUCAUGAACAACGAAACGAAGAACUCGAAACGUCGAUGUCACCACCGCCAGCGAUCAGUACUAGUACAACCAACAGUAUCGCGCAUAGCAGUGGCCAUGUUUCACCACCCCAUUCAACCGGAAGUUCUUAUAAUCCAUACGGUAAAUCUACGGUGCCAAUCGACAGGGGAUGCAUGUCUUUGCCGAUGUGGGCAUUGUCAGGACUUCCACUUCCGCAACAUGCGACUUCCAGUCAUCAAGCAAACUCCCAAUCACAUUCGCAACAUUCCUCUAUCGUGGGUACUUCUUACGACAACGGUUUCGAAACGUCAUCGCCUAUAAAUCCAAAACGAAAAAAAUAUUGUACGUCAAACGUCAUGAUGAAUCGAGACACGCCGAUAUUGCGAACGGUUUUGGGUCAAGGACAUGCCGAUAGUUCACAGAACAUGACCCUUAUGCCACCAGACAGUCACGAUAAUAACUUCCGUACUAAUGCCAAUGGAUCGUCAACUGAAAAUGCUAGACGAGAUAGCAGCGAUCUUCCUAAUUCCGAACCAGUUCAUAGUCCUUACACCGAUGUUUCCAUGAUAGACGAAGAAGACAAACAACCAUCCCCUCAGCCCUAUGUCGAUACGAACGCAGGUACUGACGUACCUAAUCCAAUUGUAGGUGUGGUUAGUUACAUCACAACCCAGAAACCCGAGUGGAAACGUUACAAACAAUAUACACGACACGACAUCAUGUCAGCUAUCGAGGCAGUGAGAUCGGGAAUGAGUGCAUUGCAAGCAGCACGAAAGUACGGUGUCCCAUCGCGUACACUUUACGAUAAGGUAAAAAAACUUGGUAUCACGACCUCUCGACCUUUUAAGCGUGGUUCGAACGGUGCUGGAGGAGCUUGUUUUCCCUAUGGGAUCGGUGGAAACGCAAACGGCAGCAUUUAUGGUAUCAACAGCAGUACUUUAUCAGAAAGCGAAAAUGAAAACAGCAACGCUCUAUACGAGAGUUCAUCCACCAUUUUGGAAACGAAUUACGUUAAGAGCAGAGAUACCUCGACCGAACGUGAAUCCAACAUGGAAACUGGUCAAUCUAGUCCAACUUCAGGACAUCAUUUGAUCAAAGAGGAACAACCUCAACAAAGGAACGACGAUCAGGUUGAAGAUCUUUCGGUAAAUCGUAAGUCGGAUAUACGAGUAAUAAUGCCACCAUCGUCGAUCAUCAAAGAGGAAGAUGAUAUUUCCGAUAACUCUAAUCGUAACUGAUGAUUAUCGUGAAAUUAACAAUAUAUGACGAUGCUGAUGCUAUUACAUAUAAUACUAUAUGUAACUAUAUAUACAUAUACAUACAGAUGUAUAUAUAUAUAUGUAUAUAUAUAUAUACAUACACGCAUGUAGGUCGAUAUACUCUAAAAAAAACCUCAAAAGAACAAGAUAAAGUAGUACGUUAGUAAGUAAGUUAAAAUGAACACUUUCAAACCUGACCAGACGUCUCCUGAUCAGUUUCGAGACUCAAAAAUAUGAAGACCAUGUUCUUACAUAACGUAAAGUAUUCAACAAUAAUUCCGAGAAAAAAAAAACAAUGUUGAAAUAUUUUCUUUGUUGAUAA
Messenger RNA from Vespula vulgaris, 2754 nucleotides. Its product is annotated as protein tramtrack, beta isoform-like. Gene Ontology annotation, molecular function: DNA binding; protein binding. Gene Ontology annotation, cellular component: nucleus. The transcript is spliced from 4 exons. Bases 804 to 2411 code for a protein of 535 amino acids. NCBI's taxonomy places the organism in Eukaryota, Metazoa, Arthropoda, Insecta, Hymenoptera, Vespidae. Gene Ontology annotation, biological process: regulation of transcription by RNA polymerase II. The record is from RefSeq and is a predicted model, not a curated record.